This is a messenger RNA of Diabrotica balteata, 486 nucleotides long. The record is from the annotation of a GenBank genome assembly. Lineage: Eukaryota; Metazoa; Arthropoda; Insecta; Coleoptera; Chrysomelidae.
AUGAAAACGUGUAGUUCCAGCAGUGUUCAAGGUGUCUUUAGAGUGAAAUAUAAAACCCCUUUGAAGGUUAAAACUCUGAAAGAAUAUAAAACUAGUUUGGAAAGAAGAAAGAAAAAUACGGAUACUAACCACUCUGAAUUACAUGCAAAACCCACAUCUCAACACUACGACAAUCUCCAGCAAGCCGAUAACCAGAAACAGCCACUAAAAGACACCACGAAUACACCAGCUAAAAUUAAAAUAGAAGAUAAUAACAAUCAAGAACCAGAAUCGACACAACAAGAUCACAACGAAACGCCUAACACCAAUAACGCUCAGCAACAAGGAAGUAGAUCCUUGCAGUGUUUGGAAACGCUUGCACAAAAAGCCGGAAUCCACGAUAUCACACCUGACGAUUGUAAAUUCGAUGUUGCCAAUACCUUGUUGAAUUUGGACAGGGGACACGAAUUCAUUAAACAAAGCGUAGACGGUAAGUUUUUUAGAUAA